This is a messenger RNA of Osmerus eperlanus (European smelt), 3951 nucleotides long. Its product is annotated as potassium voltage-gated channel subfamily B member 1-like. Bases 1175 to 3691 code for a protein of 838 amino acids. Lineage: Eukaryota; Metazoa; Chordata; Actinopteri; Osmeriformes; Osmeridae. Gene Ontology annotation, molecular function: protein binding; delayed rectifier potassium channel activity. Gene Ontology annotation, biological process: potassium ion transmembrane transport; protein homooligomerization. The record is from RefSeq and is a predicted model, not a curated record. Gene Ontology annotation, cellular component: membrane; voltage-gated potassium channel complex. The transcript is spliced from 3 exons.
AUAUCCCAGGAAGCUGUUUAGUGUUCGGGUACGGGUUCCUCGGAGUAAUGAGAAGACGGUCCUCUCUGUAAACAGAGCUCGCCAGGUUUAUUACCCAGACGCAUGCCUCCGGGUUGAAGGUACACCGAGUGGAAAGUUUAGAUUUAUGCGCCAUUAGAAAAACAAAUGAUCAGUUGACCUACUUUUCUUAACAGGAUCCGUAUUUAGCGUCUAUCAGUUUACGAUAAAGCACUGUCCUAUCAAGGUAUAGCGGUGCCCAUAUGUAGUAAUAAUGGAUCAUUUAUAAAUACAACUUGACACCUUUGUAGUCAUAUAGGCUUGAUAUGACAUUGGAAGGUGUACUGUAUUGUGCAGCAUAUGGUAUGUCUACCCUUUUAAAGGUCUCUCAUUGGUCCAACGUCUGAUAUCCUACUGGGCUCGUGGCUUUACUCCAUUGAUCUCGCCUACAGCUGAGGCGGAACCAGGCGCUUGUUGCUGCCAAGACUGUGCAAUGUAAACACUUCUGUACUUGGCGUUCCUUGUCACACGCAAUUAUUUAUCGUCAUGUUUUGAGUUGCGCGUAACUAGCGGGCAGACAACAUUACAUGUGUUGUCUUUAUACAACCUUGCUACGUUUUUACUACAUUUCCCGACAUUGAAGUCGAUUCUAUAGUCGCCUCGUCCAUUGAGGAUGGCACGCUUGCUGUCGCUUGAUACCGGACGGUAAGGGUUAACCUUCCCGCCUGCCUGCAGCAGUUAGUUGGAGCCUUUUGAGAAAGCAGCCGUUGCAGAACACAGUUGGAGCCCCGUCCUGGACCGUCACGCACGGCGCAAGCACACACACAGUGGCCAGGUAGAGAGCAACCGGGAGUGAUUCACGGCGAACUUGUUGAAUCUCUUCAGAUGGAAGGAGCACGGCAGAGCCCUUGUGAGCUAUAACAGUUUGUCUGUCGCCGAUUAAGACAUGUCGCGGGGGUCUCCAGAAACACCAGCCAGCAGAGCGGCGGCGAUCAGAGAGUCGUGAUAUUAGUACUAUCGCCUUCGUUGAUGGUGAUCUUUUACACCGAAUCGGAUUGUGGUGAAGAUACUGCCACAGAGAUGGAAACUACACCCUAAUGCGGUCCUCUUCCGGACAGCGUCUACCUGACCAAAUUGUAACUUUUCAUUCACGAGCGGCGGAGCUUCUUUUGAAAGGAUGAAUAAAACAGGGUCACGAUCCACCUCCUCCCUUCCACCGGAGCCGGUGGAAAUUAUCCGGAGCAAGUCACACUCCCGCCGGGUGCGACUCAAUGUCGGGGGUCUCCUUCACGAAGUUCUGUGGAGAACGCUAGACCGACUGCCACGAACCAGACUCGGAAAACUGCGAGACUGCAACACCCACGACUCUAUCAUAGAGAUAUGCGAUGACUACAGUUUGGAUGACAACGAGUACUUUUUUGACAGGCAUCCCGGCGCGUUUACGUCCAUUCUCAACUUCUAUCGCACAGGAAAGUUACACAUGAUGGAGGAGAUGUGUGCUCUGUCGUUCAGCCAAGAGCUCGACUUCUGGGGCAUUGAUGAGAUUUAUCUGGAGUCGUGCUGCCAGGCCCGGUACCACCAGAAGAAGGAGCAGAUGAACGAGGAACUGAAACGAGAAGCAGAGACCAUGAGAGAGCGGGAAGGCGACGAGUUUGAGGACACGUGCUGUGCUAAUAAACGGAGAAAACUUUGGGAUCUCCUGGAGAAACCGAGUUCGUCGUUCGCUGCUAAGAUCCUGGCCAUCAUCUCUAUCCUGUUCAUCGUCCUCUCCACCAUCGCCCUGUCCCUGAACACCCUCCCAGAGCUGCAGGACACGGACGAGUUCGGCCAGGUCACCGACAACCCCCAGCUGGCCCACGUGGAGGCCAUCUGCAUCGCUUGGUUCACCAUGGAGUACCUCCUCCGUUUCCUCUCCUCGCCCAGCAAGUGGAAGUUCUUCAAGGGUCCACUGAAUGUCAUCGACCUGCUGGCCAUCCUCCCUUACUAUGUCACCAUCUUCCUGACGGAGUCCAACAAGAGCGUGCUGCAGUUCCAGAACGUGCGACGGGUGGUGCAGAUCUUCAGGAUCAUGAGGAUCCUGAGGAUCCUGAAGUUGGCUCGUCACUCCACAGGGCUCCAGUCUCUGGGCUUCACCCUCCGGAGGAGCUACAACGAGCUGGGCCUGCUCAUCCUCUUCCUGGCCAUGGGCAUCAUGAUCUUCUCCAGCCUGGUCUUCUUCGCCGAGAAGGACGAGGAGGACACCAAGUUCAAGAGCAUCCCCGCCUCCUUCUGGUGGGCCACCAUCACCAUGACGACGGUCGGCUACGGGGACAUCUACCCGAAGACCCUGUUGGGGAAGAUCGUGGGGGGCCUCUGCUGCAUCGCCGGAGUGCUGGUGAUCGCCCUGCCCAUCCCCAUCAUCGUCAACAACUUCUCAGAGUUCUACAAGGAGCAGAAGAGGCAGGAGAAGGCCAUCAAGAGGCGGGAGGCCCUGGAGAGGGCCAAGAGGAACGGCAGCAUCGUGUCCAUGAACAUGAAGGACGCCUUCGCCCGCAGCAUCGAGCUCACGGACGUCUUGGUGGAGAAGAACGGAGAGAGGGAGAAGGUCCACGACAACCACCUUUCCCCCGGCCGCGACAAGGGCACGCCGAAGACGACCGGCUCGGACACCAGCUCCACCAGGUCUCCGGGACCCGGUUUUCCAGACAAAGCCAGGCCCGCCAGCCCGCAGCGCCUCGACGUCCAGAACCUGGAAGCGAUGUACGACAAGACCCAGUCCCAGCCCAACCUCAACAGCAAGGACAAGGGCCCGCUGGCCAGGGCAGCAAGACGGAGGGACGAGAUGGAGAUGGCGGGCAUUCUCUCCGAUCGACCCGCGAACGCCACGGAGGGCCUGGCGGACAUGAGGAGCGUGUCGAGCAUCGACAGCUUCCUCAGCUGCACCACGGACCUCCCCGAGACCUCCCGCUACUCCCACAGCCCCUCCAGCAGCGUGCCGGGCCGGGUGAGCGCCCACCCCGGCCUGGAGACCACCCUGGAGCACGAGCCGCUGGGAGGGACCCCCGGCUCCGCCAAGCACAGCCAGGGGAGAGGCUUCAGACAGGGGCCCGCCUCCAACAGCCCCAGAGGCCUCCGCUUCCCCAACCCCCUCAAGAACCGCUCCCUCAAGGUCAACUUCAAGGAGGAUGACGCUGGAGGAGGGGGCGGGGGAGGAGGGGGCGGGGGAGGAGGAGGAGGGGGAGGGGGAGGAGGAGGUCGUCUGUCCUCGUCAGGGCCGAGCCCCGCUGUCCUCUCCGACAGCUCUGCUUUCUCCGACCGCUCGCUCCAGAGCCCGGAAGUUUCCGUCUACACCACGGCCAGCAGCCAGAGUCCCUCCAGGACCUCCGAGACCCCAGGCCACGCCGUCUUCACCUUCCACGACGCCACCAUCAGCAAAUUCAUCGACGCCGACACAGACGAGGAGGAGCACCACCACGACGGCGUGGGCUCCAGCGCCUCCCAGAGGCUCCUGGGACGCAACAGCCCCAAGCAGGGCAGCCACUCCGGCCUCCUGCGAGGGGCCAAUCACCUGGAGGCUUCGCAGAGGAUGGUGGGGAACAGCCUGUUCCCACUGGAGGGUCGAGGAGGGGGCAGGAAAGAGAACCACGUGAUCCAGGAAGUGAGGCAGCCGCACGGGGAGCAGAACCGCUCCGGCGGGAGGAACGACAACAACUGAGGGGAGGGGGAACGGGGGGGGGGGUGAGGAGCAUGAUGGGAGAUGGAGUUUAACACAGACAAACAGAACUAUUUACUCCAGAGGAUGUUUUUUUCUUUUGUAGUUGAGGUUAUAAGGCACUGAAGAACUCUAUGAUGACACAACUAACUGACUGACGAAGAUGAACAGUUUCCUCUCCAGCCCCCCUGACGACCAGGGGGGAGUUAAAGACAGCAGUUUAUCCGACAUAACCGGGGAAGUUAACUCUCCAGCUGACAUCC